UUAAAUAAUUGUUCAACCCCAGCUUGCAACUGGAAACUACAGAGAAGCACAGGCACAAAGACCAGAUCAAUGCCUGUUUUGUUGGGAACCUUUCGUUCCUAACCCCCCAAAAGUUGACUUCCAAGACUGUCUUGUUAGUGCUGAAAAGAGUAAAUUGCUCCGUUGCUAAUUAAAUCCAUCCGAAACUAUUACGAUGGCUGCUUAUGCAGCUGUUCUUUCUCUCAUCCACGCCGUGAGGCGGAUCCAGAUUGUUACUAACCACGCAAAGUUUUACAGGAGCCCAAUCGACCAUAUAGGGGAAAUGGGUUUUUUGCUGCAUCAUUUUCUGAAAUCCUAUUCUGAUCAUGGAGAAGAUAGUCAACAUCACUUGGAGUUGGAGAGAAACAUUGCAGAUAUUGCUCACAAAGCAGAAGAUAUCAUUGACAAUUUGGUAGCCGAGGAAAAUGUUUUUCCGGGCAGCAGCGAUCGCGAGUCAUACUUUGAGUCGUUUCUUAGAGUCCAGGUAGAUAUGAAGUUUUUUAUUGAAAAGGAUCUGGAGAUUCAAGUCCCGAGCAGAUCAGUUCAACGUCGGCGGCUGUCUCCAUAUCAGAAACUACACGAAUACUCUCUGCCAGAUGCUUCGAAGAGACCAAUUGUGGGACUUGAGAUCCAACAAAAUCAUAUUUUUGAAAGGCUUACGACAGGACAAUCUUCACUUGAGGUCAUUCCAAUCAUUGGGAUGACUGGAAUCGGUAAGACCACAUUGGCUCAAUCUAUUUAUGGAAGUAAGUGUGUUUCGAAUCACUUUGAGAUCAGAAUUUGGAUCACAAUGUUCCAAGAAUGCACUGUCCGAGAUGUUCUUCUGCAGAUUUUUAUUUGUAAAGACACGCAGUACCAUAGCAGCAGUUUACUAAGUGCGAGCCAUUUGGGAGAAAUCCUUUACAAAUAUUUAUUCAUUUGGAGAUAUCUAAUUGUAUUAGAUGACAUAUGGAGUUGGGAAAUUUGGAAUGGCAUAAGGAUUUUCUUUCCAGAUUCGGGAACUAUGAGUCGAAUCAUUGUAACAAGUAGGCUGUCCAAUGUGGAAACUUAUUUCGGCUUUGCAGGCAUUCAGAUGAGCUUCCUCGACAGAGUUAAAAGUUGGGAAUUGCUUUGUGAAACUAUAUUUGGAACAGAGGGUUGUCCUAAUGAACUUGAGAAUGUAGGAAAGGUGAUUGCAUGUAAUUGUAAAGGGCUUCCUCUCUCGAUCCUUCUCAUUGGGAAACUUCUAAAAAAAUCGCGUUCGAAUAAAGAGUGUUGGGAGGAUGUGGCAAGAGACAUGGCCUCAUUUUCGAAUUUGGAGGCGGAAGAAGGUUAUCGCAAAAUCUUAUUGUUGUGCUACAAAUCCUUGCCAGAACAUUUAAGACGAUGCUUACUUUUAAUGCUCCAUUUUCCUGAAAGAGAUGGAAUUUAUGUCUUUCGACUCAUAGGUCAUUGGGUUGCUCAGGAUUUUGUAGAAUCAUAUGACAAUAACAAAAGUUUGAAAGAGGUUGGUCGCGAAUAUUUAGAGGAUCUUGUUGAGAGGAAUCUCAUUAUGAUGGUCUAUGAGUCGGGAUUAACCAGAAAAAUGACAAAAUGCUAUCUCCGUGAUUCUACACGAGACAUGCUUAAGGUAUGCUCUAGAAGAGAGAAGCUCUUUGAGGAAUCACUACAUUCCGCAAGACUUCCCUAACGAGAGCAUCCCUUUGUUUCUCAUGAAAGGCAUCUUCGUCUCAAUUAGAAUUUGAUGAUGUCUUACAUCCAUUAUGGCGUCCCACCCACAGUUUGAGCAUACAUUGCUGCGCGUAGCGGAUGCUGUUGUAAUAAGUUCUUUAGAAGAUAUGUUUAUACAUGUCAAUCUUCGGUACUUGAUGAUGUUGUUGGACCUCAGUGUGCAGAUUUCCUUCCAUGUUAUCCAACUCUGGAGUUUACAGACUUUAAUUUGCCGCAACACUUGUCUGGUUUCAUCUCUGAUCGAAGUUUCGAAUAUGAAAUACCUAAGACAUGUGGGCAUUCAAUGAGAUUCAUCUUCCAAAACUUGCAUGAUCUGGAACACCUGAAGAAUUCUAUGAAAGUAGUCAAUUUUAUUUUUUUUUCUUUUUUUAUGUAUAUGUACAAUGUUGAUUGCUGCUACUUUCUAUGGCGUGUUUCUUUUUAUUCUCCGAGGUUUGAAAUGUUUGAUAUGAUGUUUUCAUAAUGUGCAAGUCA
Andrographis paniculata is the source of this 2202-nucleotide messenger RNA. RefSeq names its product late blight resistance protein R1-A-like. Bases 194 to 1687 code for a protein of 497 amino acids. NCBI's taxonomy places the organism in Eukaryota, Viridiplantae, Streptophyta, Magnoliopsida, Lamiales, Acanthaceae. Gene Ontology annotation, biological process: defense response to other organism. Gene Ontology annotation, molecular function: ADP binding. The transcript is spliced from 2 exons. The record is from RefSeq and is a predicted model, not a curated record.